Messenger RNA from Mercenaria mercenaria, 3245 nucleotides. RefSeq lists its product as uncharacterized. The transcript is spliced from 2 exons. The coding region runs from base 596 to 1279 and encodes 227 amino acids. NCBI's taxonomy places the organism in Eukaryota, Metazoa, Mollusca, Bivalvia, Venerida, Veneridae. The record is from RefSeq and is a predicted model, not a curated record.
UGUGAGAUGAAUUUUCUAGAACCGAUGACAUCACUGGAAAUCCCCGCCUGGUAUGCAAAAAUGUUGAAAGACUGUAUAAUUUAUAAAGGAACAAGAAACCAGUACGCAGUACAGCGGCUGAUAAAUCAUAUACGUAAGGAGAAGGAAUAAUCUGAUUCUGCUGACUGUACGAUUAAUAAACCGGAUGCGUCGGAGAUAUAAGUUAAGUUUGUAACAUUUAAUGUGAUUUAAAAUGAACAAGAAAUCAAGUUUUUAUUUUCAUUCUUGCUGAUGGAUAAUGUAUGAAGUAAUAUUGAAAUACAAGUUUUGAUCUAAAAGUGAAAGUGCUUUAAAUUUUAAUAUAAUUAAUAAAUAAAGUAAUAUCGUUAACAUAUACUUCAAGAGCAUUGUAUUACAAGUAACGGAUUCCUUCUUUAGAUCAACGCGAUUAUUUAAAAGGCGGCAUUUAAGCUACUAGUAGUUUCUUUUAUUUUUUCUUAACUAUUUUAAAGCUGGAAAAUAGAUUUAUACAAUCUGAACAAAGCUUUUCUAGGUAAAUUUCUGAAUUAGAAAAGCUUAAUGCUGCAUACUUGUAAGUAUUUUAUCAGUGGAAAUAAUGCUCUCAAUAACUCUACUAACUCUACAAACUAUUGUCAUAUUGAUUACUCCAUGUGUUGCAAUCAAGUCAAAGUUUCGAAUCUUAGACGAUAAGAUAACUGCUGUCGAGAAGACAUUGGGAAGUGAAAUGAAUCUGAUAAAAAACGAAUUGCCGAAUUUACGUUCAGAAUUAGAAGUUGAGAAAGGCAAAAUUGCAAACAUACAUGGUGGACUUGUGGCAGCUAAAGAUUGUUCCUGUUAUAACGACAUCCGUCAUAUGCGAGAGUUACUCCUGCAGAAGGAUCUGCGUCAUCGCUCUGUUGCUGACAAAAUUGACAGUCUGAAAGCAGAGAACGAGUGGAUGAAACAAAAGCUCAAAGAACGUCAAACUGCAGCAACUCGGAAGACAGUAAAUGUUGGCGACCUUGGUUUUCAACAUGAAGACUUUAUACAACGCAGUGAAAAUUUAGCAAAGGAAAACAAAAAGCGUAUCAGACGAUUGCAAAAGUCGACAGAAAAUCACCUAAUGGAUAUUAGAAAGGCUUUCAAAAAUGAGAAGGCUGCCCGUUGGAAUGAUUCUAAACAAGUCGAAAUGAUCAGUAAAAUUUUGUUUAGUGACAUAAAUACAAUAGAGAGGUCUGGAAUCUAUGUAGAUAUGAGACGUCUAAAGGAAAAUGACCAAAAAAAUUAUCGACAAGAUUAGAAUAUCAUUUUAAAUAAAAGCAUUCUUGUCGACCUCAUAGUGCUAAGCAUGUUUCAAUACAGUUGAUAUGAUUUACUCAAAGGUGUAGGAUGGCAGUGUGGUAUAUUUAAUGCAAUAUGCAAAUUGUCAAAAUUGUAUAUUAUUUAAAGCGGUUAGCAUAUAUUUAUUAGAAUUACUGUAGUAAAAUAAAAGUUGCGAUGUGUCCGUGUUUAAAGCAUUUGAACCAUUUUAGAUUAAAUUUGGUACCAAUAUUUCAUGCGUAUUUCGUCUUAAAACCGGAAUACUAAAAUAUGUCAUUCCAAACAAAGCAGCAUUAUAACAUAAUAAAAUAUUGGUUGAAAUCGAUGCAUAGUGAUGAUAGAAAAUAUGUUUAUAAAAAAAUGUAAAAUGUGGAAAAAUUAUUUUGAUAAUGCUCCUCAAACAGUUAAUUUGUGUUCUUCAGUAAAAACGUUAUUAUGUUCAUUGCGUUUUUAUGAUCUUUGGCUACAGCAAAAUAUUGGUAAUAUUGAUAUGUUUCUAGUUAUUGUUAUGCAAAGAUUAAGAGACAAUUUCGUACAAAACUGGCAUAGCAGAUUAGAAGACUGGUCAAGAGCAUUUAAUUACUUGUAAUCUUUUAGAACAAUAUCCUGUUUCAAAUUUCACGAAUAUCUAAAUAUUAUGUUUGUGGAUAACAAGAUGAAACCAGACUACUAAAAUAUUGAAUCCCAAUUCGUAAAGACUUGAUCAUUUAAUAAAAACAGCUAAAUGCUAUCAUAUAUACAUGCACGACCGCGAUACCAAUCUUACACAAUUAUUUCUUAGUAUGUAAGCUUGGUCCUACGCGGCUCCUUCAUUUUAUGUAUUAUACAGAGUUUAAUUUAUUAGACCAUUAUUGCCUUGCAUUUCGUUUCGGCUAGGUUAGUGCGGCCGUUUUCCGUUCUUGAGUCUAUACAAACCAAGGUAGCUAUCAUGGUACCUAUCUACUGCCAGAAAUGAAGUUCAUUUAAUGUGACACAUUGCUGUUUUAUUUAUAUUUUUAUGUUGUUUUUUUUUUCUCAAUAAAAAACAUUAAGUACUAAAUAAAAGUUUGUUAUAGUAAUUUUUGCUUACCAGUACGUUUCGUUAUUAGAUUUAUUCUCAGCAGUAAGAAAUAUUGUCCGACAAUUUAGAUAAUUAUACACCCUUUGCAAUUAUUGAUAUAUAAUAUUUAAUUGUAAUUGUAUCAUUAUGUCAAAAUGUAAUAUGUCAUACCUUCUCCACUUAUAUAUAUAUUUCACUGUUAGUAAUAUAUUUUAUAAAUGUAUGCCACCAUGGAAUGCUUUUGAACAAACACGAAACUUGUUACUAAAUAUUCUUUGUUUAUGUUUGAACGUUUGAUGUCAGUUCCGAUAAUUAUCUAUAUAAGUAAGUAAUGUUACAUUAAUUAUUAAAAUAACAUUACCAAUGAGUACAGUGCAACAAGUUUAGAAUUUUAUAUGAAUCCAUCGGCAGUCAAGUGAACCAAUUGCCAUUUGUUGAAACUUUGCCUGAAAAAAAAACGUUUCAUUUACUGUAUAAACAAUUUUAAAUAGUGAAUCUGUAGUAGCAAGACCCUGUAAAAUCUGACAGUUGAUUACGAUUGCAGCGUAAAGCACUAGGCUAUUUGCUGACAAUCAUUUAUUCUUUGAAUGUUAUUUCGGCCGGCACAGGAAAUUUCUUUUUCUAAAUAAGCGAUGAAUGCAUAAGGUGCAUACUUUGUAGCCUGUCCGCGUACAUGUAGCUUAAUAUGGAGAUCGCAGAUAGUUUAAGGGCGCAUGUUUCUGCCUGAAUGUCCAGCCAGAAUUUUGUCACAUAAAACGACCCACGAAAGAAAUUGUAAUGAAAAUUCUAACAACCGCGGUUUAGAUAUGCCUACACACAUUAGUAAAUUUAAGGCAACAUUUCUAAAGCGAUAUAUAUAAUGAAAUAUUUGUCCGAAUUUGAGAAAUUAAAAGGAUUGUCUUUCAGA